Papilio xuthus (Asian swallowtail) is the source of this 1970-nucleotide messenger RNA. It is a transcript of the gene ap, whose product is annotated as apterous. Lineage: Eukaryota; Metazoa; Arthropoda; Insecta; Lepidoptera; Papilionidae. Gene Ontology annotation, biological process: neuron differentiation; regulation of transcription by RNA polymerase II. Gene Ontology annotation, molecular function: DNA-binding transcription factor activity, RNA polymerase II-specific; RNA polymerase II transcription regulatory region sequence-specific DNA binding. The record is from RefSeq and is a predicted model, not a curated record. Bases 290 to 1369 code for a protein of 359 amino acids. The transcript is spliced from 7 exons. Gene Ontology annotation, cellular component: nucleus.
AGUGUCUGUGUCAGUAUUUUGAAUUUAAAUUAAAAGUGAAGUAAAUUUAAAGUUCAAAAGUGAAUAUUCAAACUAAAUUUGUUUUAAUUGGUUGAAUUAUUGUGUUGCAUUUUGAGGUUUUGCUAUUACAAAACAAUUGGAAUCCUGCUUUGAUUCAAUCAGGCAAAAACAGAUCAGUCAAGUUAUGUCUGCGGCCAUCGGCAACGGAGAACAGCCGGCGCAAGGUGAAUUGAACCCUGUUAUUUGAGGAACAGAGUCCGUUGUGGGCGGCACGACGGAGCAGGAAACCAUGCUUAAGGAGAGGCAGAGUUUGGAGGGGUCGCCUGCUGCCCCAGACGAGUGCGCCGGCUGCGGGGGGAGGAUACAAGACAGGUUUUACCUACUAGCGGUAGACCGACAGUGGCAUGGUACUUGCUUGAGAUGUUGCGAGUGUCGAUUGCCACUUGACACCGAGCUGACUUGCUUCUCCCGAGAUGGAAACAUCUACUGCAAGGACGAUUAUUAUAGAAUGUUCUGCGUGAAGCGCUGCGCCCGCUGUGGCAACGGCAUCACCGCUAACGAGCUGGUGAUGAGAGCACGUGACAUGGUGUAUCAUCUAACUUGCUUCACUUGCUACGCGUGUGGUACUCUGUUGUCCAAGGGCGACGUGUUCGGUAUGAGAGAUGGACUAGUGUAUUGUCGUCCGCAUUACGACAACGCGUGUAUGGACGAAUACUGUGAAGACGAUAUGAACAGCGUCUACAGGUGUCAAGAUAUGCACAGCGAAGGUGGUUCUCCAUCACAGUUUUACAACGGAGGACCAAGUCUCAAAGGACGUCCUAGAAAAAGAAAACUGGCUCAAGGCUCACCCGAGGACAUUCAGGUGCAAACCAUGCGAAUGACCAGCACAGCACUCGAAAUACUUCAUAGGGGUGAUUUAUCUUCGUCAAUGGAAUCGUUGGCUUACGAUUCUUCAGUGGCAUCACCCGGCAGCGUGUCGAGCCACACUCAACGCACCAAGCGAAUGCGAACCAGCUUCAAGCAUCACCAAUUGCGCACCAUGAAGUCCUACUUUGCGAUUAAUCAAAACCCUGAUGCCAAAGAUUUAAAACAGCUUGCGCAGAAAACUGGUCUAUCGAAGAGAGUCCUACAGGUCUGGUUCCAAAACGCGCGAGCUAAGUGGCGACGUAACAUCAUGCGUCAAGAAUCGAACCAACACGGACCGAUGACUGCGAACGGCAACCCAGGCCACUCGGGUACAUCACUUGUACCAGGACCGGUGUCGACGAACGGUGUCCCUUCUACCAUGAUGUUGGCCGAACCUAUCCAAGGUAUAGACGACAUGAGAGUACAUACUCCUCAUCCGAUAAGUUUCAACGAAUUGUAUUAAUAAUCGAUAAUUAAAAUCGAGUUAUACAUUACUCGCUUUGUAUUCUUUCAGCACUAAAGAUACUCUAUGUAGAAAUGUUAAAUAAAUGUAUCAUGCAUCAAUGUAUCACUUCAUUGGUCUUAUAAGAUUAAAAUACAUGUUGUGGUAUCAAGUUCAUUGACCUCGAAAAUGAACCUUAUUGAUUAAUAGGUAAUAUAAUCACCAUCGUUAAUUAAAAUCACAUAUAUUAAUAAGAUUUAUAAAAAAAGAUAUAGAAGUAUUGUUUGUAGUAAUCCUAGCAAAGAGAUCUAACUCUUUGCCUCACGAAUAUCAAUGUAAACGUAACAUUAAAAAUGCAAAAAGAACAAUCGGUCUCCUUCAAAAACACUGCUGUUCUUUACAGUAAUUACAGUAAUUAUAAAUUACAGUAGAUGUAUUUAUGUGCUUCAAUGUAUAUGUAUUUUGAAAACGCUGAUUUCUUAAAUUAGAUUAUUCCAUAUUGUUUUAGUUUUAUUUAAAAGCUUUAUGUAAAUAAAGUGGUACUAGUCAAAAGUAGUGAUAGAAAAUUAUAUAAUAUUUUAUUUAUGUUAAAUUUCCACGUAGAUGUUUCAAAUGAAAAUUG